Molecule: messenger RNA, 771 nt
Organism: Acanthosepion pharaonis
Lineage: Eukaryota; Metazoa; Mollusca; Cephalopoda; Sepiida; Sepiidae
Source: the annotation of a GenBank genome assembly
AUGUCCUCGGCAUUUGUGGUAGGUAUGCCGGGUUGCCAGUCUGCUGUUGACGAAACCACUCCGGUCAAGGGCGCGUUUCUAACCGUUGAUGCCGAUUGUCGCCGCGCCCCUUACCUGUACCGUUCGUCCGCCUGCCAGUCGGUCGGGAGAUUUCACGCUAACUCAGUGAACAUCAACACCUCAAACGCAAAUUGGGGCCUCAAGAUCCCUUAUCUCGCGGCCCCUUCCGGUCGAGAGGUGGAAAAUAGUUUCUCAAUAGAUAGUCGAGAGGCAUCUCACCGUACACCGCGUCUUUUUUGUCUUUCCCACGCCGAGGAAACCGGGAUGAACGUCACAGUCACUGAUCUAUCUAUCUAUCUAUCUAUCUAUCUAUCUAUCUAUCUAAAGAUCUUCAUUAACUAUAUAUCUAAGUUCUCCAUAUAUAUUUCUGUAUCUCUCUCUUUAUCUCUCUUUAUCUCAAGUUCUUCAUUUCUAUCUAUCUAUCUAUCUAUCUAUCUAUCUAUCUAUCUAUCUAAUUUUGUUGUGUUUUGUUUCUGUCUAUCUAUCUAUCUAUCUAAUUUUGUUGUGUUUUGUUUCUAUCUAUCUAUCUAUCUAUCUAUCUAUCUAUCUAAUUUUGUUGUGUUUUGUUUCUGUCUAUCUAUCUAUCUAUCUAAUUUUGUUGUGUUUUGUUUCUUUCUUUCUAUCUAUCUAUCUAUCAUUCAUUCUUUUCUUUAUCUAUCUAUCUAUCUAUCUAUCUAUGAUUCAUAUAUUUUAUUUUUUCAGUCGAACUAA